Messenger RNA from Loa loa (African eye worm), 618 nucleotides. RefSeq lists its product as hypothetical. The annotation marks the transcript as partial. The transcript is spliced from 3 exons. The record is from RefSeq and is a predicted model, not a curated record. Lineage: Eukaryota; Metazoa; Nematoda; Chromadorea; Rhabditida; Onchocercidae.
UGUUGUUUACUGCAACUUCCCAGUUCAGAAUUCCUCAGCUUCUUACUGUUUCACUUAAUAUUUCGUCCCCAUCCAAAGAAAGCUUGCGACCUUUUCCCUGAGACCUCUGCUGCGACAGUACGUGGCGUCACAGCAAGAGCACCUCAGGGUCCAGAUCUUGAAGCGCCGCUUAUUUGGCAUUUGGGUUUCAACGGAACCGAAGAAAUUCAGGAAACCGAUUACAUAGAAGCGGAAGUUGAAAGUACAGAUACGGUAGAGCCUCAUCUGGAUGAACUCUUCGGUGAAAAGCUAUUAAUCGCGAAGUUUUGCUUGGCGGAUACGCUAGAUAAGCCAGCUCCUCGUUCUAACAUGACGAUUGUUGGUAGCGAUGAAAUAGUUGUUCCGCCAGGAAUCGUACCAAAUAAACAAGCCAAACGACAUACACCAGUGGUACUGCGAAGUAUGGGGAAGAAUAAUAGUAAAAAGCAACAAUUGUUACAGUCAGUAAAUGUUAAAAUGAGCGACUCUUUCAAACGCCCUGAUUCAGGAUCAUCGCAGCAGACAUUUAUUCUCGAAAAUAGUCGUCGGCGGCCACUGGUUGCACGAGAUCCAUUUAAAAUUGGUUUCGUCUUUAAGUGA